This is a messenger RNA of Anguilla anguilla (European eel), 2726 nucleotides long. It is a transcript of the gene elk3, whose product is annotated as ETS transcription factor ELK3. Gene Ontology annotation, molecular function: DNA-binding transcription factor activity, RNA polymerase II-specific; sequence-specific DNA binding. Gene Ontology annotation, cellular component: nucleus. Gene Ontology annotation, biological process: cell differentiation; regulation of transcription by RNA polymerase II. The coding region runs from base 341 to 1570 and encodes 409 amino acids. Lineage: Eukaryota; Metazoa; Chordata; Actinopteri; Anguilliformes; Anguillidae. The transcript is spliced from 5 exons. The record is from RefSeq and is a predicted model, not a curated record.
CGUCAGCCUGGGGCCGUUCUCGGUGUAGUUACUUACGAUAUUACUAUGUGUGUUAUAAUAGCGCAAUGUUGGACAUCGGCGGGCAGAGGGAGAAGAGGGGAGGAAAAGCCUGUUUACACAGACGGCAAAGCGCCUAGGGAAUAAUGCACGAGAGGAAGUGAGCCGGCUCUGUCUGCCUGCUCCAACUUCCUGCUCAGAAGAAGAAGAAGAAGAAAAAAAUCAGGAUCCCAUUACAGUUCAACAGAGCAGUUUAGACGACAGUAAGCAUGGAAAAUCAGAGGAUUUUAAUAAAUUGUUAUUAAAAGUAAACGGAAGAAAAUCACACACUAGACGUCUGGGUAUGGAGAGUGCCAUCACACUGUGGCAGUUCCUGCUGCAGCUACUGUUGGACCAGAACCACAAGCACUUGAUCUGCUGGACCUCCAACGAUGGGGAGUUCAAGCUGCUCAAGUCGGAGGAGGUGGCCAAGCUGUGGGGCCUACGCAAGAACAAGACCAACAUGAACUACGACAAACUCAGCAGGGCCCUGCGCUACUACUACGACAAGAACAUCAUCAAGAAGGUGAUUGGCCAGAAGUUUGUGUACAAGUUCGUGUCAUUCCCGGACAUACUAAAGAUGGACCCCCAGGCCGUGGAGAUGGGGCGGGACGGGGGCGGGGCCAUGCUCCAGGAGGCGGAGUCGCUGGGUCCCGACGGCGAGGAGGAGGACCCCUCCAAACUGCCGCUGUCGGCCCUCCGCUCCCCCGCCUGCCGCAACGACUACAUCCACUCGGGCCUGUACUCCUCCUUCACCGUCAGCUCGCUGCGGAACCAGCAGCACCUGCUGCGCGCCAUCAAGGUGGAGAAGCAGCGGACUGAGCGCGAAGACGAGGCGCGGACCGUCAUCCGCUUCGUGGCCAACCGGUCGGAGAAGAAGGGCGGGGCGCUGCCGGUGGUGUCCCUCCCGUCCUCCCCCCCGGCCUCGUCCUCGUCCUCGGCCGAGGUCUUCUUCGCCUCCUCCAGGCCGUCCCCGUCCCGCCGGCCCUCCGCCUCCUGCACCCCCUCCCCCUCCCCCUCCGGCAGCCCGGCGUUCGCCGUGGGCCGCGGGCGGAGCCCCGAGGCGGAGGCGGACGACCCGGAGCCGUGCGCUCAGCCGCUGAACCUGUCGGCGGGCCACAGGGAGCGCCUCUCGAACCCGCCGGAGAAGAGGGGCGCCGGCGGCGGGCCCCCCGCCAAAACCAGGAAGCCGAAGGGCCUGGAGAUCUCCGCCCCGUCCCUGCUGCUGUCCGCCAGCGACAUCGGCUCCAUCGCGCUCAACAGCCCCGCGCUGCCCUCAGGGUCCCUGACCCCCGCCUUCUUCACUGCACAGACUCCCUCCGGGCUGUUGCUGACCCCCAGUCCCCUGCUCUCCGGCAUUCACUUCUGGAGCAGCUUGAGUCCCGUCGCCCCCCUGAGUCCCGCCCGGCUGCAGGGACACAGUUCCCUAUUCCAGUUUCCCACCUUACUGAACGGACACAUCCCCGUCCCCAUCCCGAACCUGGACGGGUCCUCCUCGCCCCUCCUGCUGUCCUCCAGCGCUCAGAAGUCCUGAUUCUGGUCUCUGAGACCCAGCAGGGAGGCCCGACCCUCCAUCUUUCGAGAAGACGACGUCGGCCCCAAAUGUUUUCAACACCCCUCCUCCACACCACCACCACCACCAUCAAUGUUAUCAACUGGGACAGUGUCAGCCUUUUUUUUUUUCCCCCACUGCAUAUCACAAAUCCACCGUCAACGUCCAGUGCUGCAAAGCUGGAGCGAGACAUACAGGUUGUACAUAGAGUAAUUGAGGUCUUUUUUUUUUUUUCUUCUGUAGACUUUUCAGCGAUGUUACUCAUCUCAAUGUCCCCGCCCCCCACAAACACACAUUCGAGUCGAGUGUUAAACACUCCCCGUGUUCUUCUUAGGGUUCUCUGGCCUCGAGGUCCACCUAAGUGUGGCUUAAUGUGACACCACACACAGGCCUCUUGUCCCGACACUGCAGUAGAAGAUCGUAUUCAUCCCGUCUCCUGCCCUUUGGGCACAGAUGCAGCCAUCUUUGUCGUCACCAUGUUGUAGCAAAGGCUGUGUGCCCUGCGGUCACAUGCCACGGACCUUUGAACCUACUACUAUUUGAACAUGAAAAAACUACAGAGUCCCAUCCAAAUUUUACAUGGUUUCAGGACUUAAGUGUCAAACGUUAAGUAUUUUAGGCAUCGUUUUCUCACCAGGAUACCAACAUUCUUCUCUUUUCAGUUUUGACCUCUUUUUAAGGUUUCACCAAAUGUGACACAUUGUGGCCAGAGAACCCACAGUGAACUAGGGGUCAGUUAUUUCUUCUCAUUUCAUAUUUUGAAUUCAUUUUUUAUUUUUUUAAAUAACUCCAUCAGAGGCUGUGAAUCUGGUUGUUCUUAGUGUUGUGUAUUGUAUUGUAUUAUAUUGUAUUGUAUGCACUGUGCUUUACCCUUAGUACCGGCUGUGCCUUCUCAAAUGUAAGAAUUAUGUAUUAUUUUCCAGCUUUAAGAAGAAAAAAAAAACAAACCCAUCUUUUAAGGACGAAAUUCCAAUAUAAUAUUGAAAAAAAAGCUUAUAAUAGCUUUUUAAUUAUUUUUUCAUAAAGGAAUUGAACAAAUGUAUUCUCAUAUUAAUUUUAUAUUUGUACUUUUUAAGAGUCUAGAAAAUAUGCCUAAUGUGGUUUUAAAUAAACUUGAAGCAUUGAAUGCUGCAUAAUA